UUCCUUCCUUCUUUUGCGCCGCUCCUCCGGGCAGAACUGUGAGAACGUGAUCGAUCGAAUUUCUAAAAAGGCACACUCCUUACCCCUGUGCUCCCGAGAUCACGAAACAACCGCAUAUCUCCUGAUAAUAAAAUCGGGAGUUCGUGUUUCGUGAUUUUAAUCAUUCCGCGUGUGAACAAGUAGAUUCCCUUAGCCGCGAGGCAAUUACCCAGUGAAGAGCACACGUAAUCGAACAAAAUGCCGGAAAAAAAUCUCGCUGAUCCGGUCGCGUUCGCGAAGGAUUUCCUCGCCGGUGGUAUCUCGGCCGCCGUGUCCAAGACCGCGGUGGCUCCCAUCGAGCGCGUGAAACUGCUUCUGCAGGUGCAGCACGUCAGCAAGCAGAUCUCCGCGGACCAGCGCUACAAGGGUAUCGUCGAUGCCUUCGUCCGCAUUCCCAAGGAGCAGGGCCCCCUGUCCUUCUGGCGUGGUAACCUCGCCAACGUCAUCAGGUAUUUCCCUACCCAGGCGCUCAACUUCGCCUUCAAGGACAAGUACAAGCAGGUGUUCCUCGGUGGCGUAGACAAGCACACGCAGUUCUGGCGCUACUUCGCUGGUAACUUGGCCUCGGGCGGCGCCGCCGGAGCCACCUCCCUCUGCUUCGUGUACCCACUCGACUUCGCCCGUACCCGCCUCGCCGCCGACGUCGGCAAGGGAGACGGCCAGCGCGAGUUCUCCGGACUGGGUAACUGCCUGUCCAAGAUCUUCAAGACCGACGGCCUGAUUGGUCUGUACAGAGGCUUCGGAGUGUCCGUGCAGGGUAUCAUUAUCUACCGCGCGUCCUACUUCGGCUUCUACGACACAGCCCGCGGCAUGUUGCCCGACGCCAAGAACACACCCCUGGUCAUCAGCUGGGCCAUCGCGCAGACUGUCACCACCGUCGCCGGUAUCAUCUCGUAUCCCUUCGACACGGUCCGUAGGCGCAUGAUGAUGCAGUCUGGCCGCGCCAAGGCUGACAUCCUCUACAAGAACACGCUCCACUGCUGGGCGACCAUCGCCAAGACUGAGGGCACAUCCGCCUUCUUCAAGGGCGCCUUCUCCAACGUGCUCAGAGGCACCGGUGGUGCGUUCGUACUCGUCUUAUACGAUGAGAUCAAGAACCUCCUCUAAACUGUAUAAUAUUGUAAGAUUGUUACCGUAACAACAUAAAAAAAUCGUGAUCGAAUCACCACAAAAUAGCCGCUCCCCCUGAAAUCAUGUAUUAUUAGAAGACGAAAAACGAACCUAGUAACUUAUUUUUAGUUAAAUAAAGCGUUAUACAUUGAUUCCAA
Molecule: messenger RNA, 1307 nt
Organism: Pectinophora gossypiella (pink bollworm)
Lineage: Eukaryota; Metazoa; Arthropoda; Insecta; Lepidoptera; Gelechiidae
Gene: Ant
Product: ADP,ATP carrier protein
Exons: 1
Coding region: 238-1146 (302 amino acids)
Biological process (GO): mitochondrial ATP transmembrane transport; mitochondrial ADP transmembrane transport
Cellular component (GO): mitochondrial inner membrane
Molecular function (GO): ATP:ADP antiporter activity
Source: RefSeq, a predicted model, not a curated record